Molecule: messenger RNA, 1634 nt
Organism: Lottia gigantea (owl limpet)
Lineage: Eukaryota; Metazoa; Mollusca; Gastropoda; Lottiidae
Exons: 2
Coding region: 36-266 (76 amino acids)
Biological process (GO): vacuolar proton-transporting V-type ATPase complex assembly
Cellular component (GO): endoplasmic reticulum membrane
Source: RefSeq, a predicted model, not a curated record
ACAGUUUACCUCUAACUGGAAGUUCCAGAAGUGUUAUGAAGACAAUGAUAUUAUUUUCAAUAGCUAUGUGUGUUUUACCAAUAACAACAUAUUUUAUGUCUAAAGCUGUGAUAUUUGAAGGAAUAAUUGGACUGCCUCAUCAAAGUAGUUAUUUUUAUGCAGCAAUUUCCUCAAUAGUUGUGGUACAUAUAAUAUUAGGACUGUUUAUAUACGUAGCUUUCACAGAGGACAGUAAGCCUAUAGCAGAGUUCAAUAAGAGAGACUAGAUGCAAAAUAUCAUAUAUUAUAAUUUUUAAUGAACAAAUUUUAUGCAACUUGUAUAGCACAUGUUUGAUUGUACAUAAUCAUUAUCAUUUCAACAACAAUUCAAUGGUUAAUAUAAGCUCAUCUCAACUCCUGCUAUAUGUGCAUGUUAAGGGUAUUAAAUACUCACCAGGACACCUAAAUAGGAAAUGGGGGUGUAUGAAAAGUAAGUGAACUCACUGAACGAAGGAAGCAAACUUUGAGAAUAUUCUCUGCUCAUCUUUUUAAUUAGUACUCAUGCUGCCAUACAUGGUAUGGAAUUAGAAACAACUAAAUGCAACGAGUAACAAGUAACUGGUACUAGCAUGGUACGUUAGCUAACUAAACUGGAGAAGAUAUUUUAGAAACAAGACAUCAGUUCAAUGUCACAAAUAGGUCAACAUCAUUAAAAGGUUGACUUUUUGUCAGUAUGAAGUUGCUCAGUGGUUGUGUUGAAUUUUUCUAUGCAUGUUAAUAACUUUUCAUAGAACUUCUGUAUUCAACUGAUUUGGUUUCACAUAAUUUAGACACACUCAAACAGAUUAUGUUUUAUGAAAUAUUAAGAAUUUCAGAUUCAUUCCUUUAUUAAACUAAGUAACUUUUAAUUGCAAAUAUAAUGCAAGCAUAUAUGAUACCCUCCAGUAUAUCUGGAAUUUCUGUUACUGUAAAUAAGGCACUUCCCGUUCUGACUGCGAACUAUAUAAGUAAUUAUACGGUACAUCUGAAGCUGUAGACUUUGCUGAUGAGGUUAUUUGUACAGCUGCUCAAUUUUAUUUCUAUUCAGUUCUGUAUGGAAGGUAUAAUGGCUUUUCAUGUUCUUCAUUGCUAUUUCUUAAGUUUUAAUUCUUACAUCUAAAUUUGCACGCUAAAUUCACAAAAUCUUUAACACAUGAUUUCAGUGAUCUAUUAUGUCACAGUUGAACACAAUGAACCAUGAAAGUUUAUACUGACAUUAUUUUUCAGUUCUUGGUCAAUAUAAUAUUCAUCAGCUGGACUUACCAGGUGCCAUGACUAAAGAAUAGAACUGUUUAUAAGACGAUAUAUCCAAUUACUUACAUAUUUUUUUUAAAAAGUUUCUGGAUCUGAUUUUUUUUCAUUAAAAAAUGUAUUAAUAUUAAUUUAAUAUUCUUUCAUAUUCAAAUUACAUAAAAAGCAGGAUUUUCAAAAUAUUUCCCUUGUUCUUCCUAGAGUAAAAUUCUAAAAAAGAUUUGGUGGUGGCCCCUCCCAUCAACAGUAGACCUAUAGCGAGGCGUAUGCUCAGGGGUGUUUUCAAGACCACAUUGUACCCAUUCCAGCUUAUUUUCCUAUUUUGGUUGUUGUUAUUGGACGCUUACCAUAAAUACAAAAUGCAG